Monomorium pharaonis (pharaoh ant) is the source of this 1317-nucleotide messenger RNA. RefSeq names its product odorant receptor 13a. The transcript is spliced from 6 exons. Gene Ontology annotation, biological process: sensory perception of smell; detection of chemical stimulus involved in sensory perception of smell. Gene Ontology annotation, molecular function: olfactory receptor activity; odorant binding. The record is from RefSeq and is a predicted model, not a curated record. The coding region runs from base 29 to 1195 and encodes 388 amino acids. Gene Ontology annotation, cellular component: plasma membrane. Lineage: Eukaryota; Metazoa; Arthropoda; Insecta; Hymenoptera; Formicidae.
UUCGUUAUGUUCUAAAAACUAUUGAUAAAUGACAAUCAGAAGUACUAUCAGUCCAGUGCUGAAAAUUGGUCUCCAAUUUCUAGGAAUUUGGCCGGAUGUCUCAUAUUCUACCAUUUACUGGUUGAGUUUGACCUUAAGCAUAUUAAUUAUGCAGUAUUUCCAGUAUUGGUAUAUCCUUAAACAUCUAAAGUUUAGCGAGCUCUCAAAUCUUAUUGACGGUUUAACUGUAACUUUAGAUUACAGUUUGACAAUUUUUAAAUUAAUUGGUUUGUGGCUACAUCGACGAGUUUUUCAUCAACUCCUGGCUGCUAUGGAUAAUGAUUGGCGCGAAUGUAUCAAUUUUGAUCAGCAUUUGUAUAUAAUGACUAUUAAUGCUAAUAUAUCGCAUUUCUUUUCUAACGCUGUAUUGAGCGUUGUUACGAUUAUUGGGAUACUUUAUCUUUUAGGCGAAUAUGUAAUUCGUAAUUUUGUAUUGUUAAUCGAAGAUCACAAUGACACUUUACGGCAAUUUCCUAUAAAGAUAUAUUUUCCUUUCGAAACUCAACAGUGGCCUGUGUUUGAGUUUUUGUUUGUAACAAUAUUUUUACAUGUGAUAUUACAUGUCUGCGUAGUUUUCUUAAUAAAUGGAUUAAUUUUUACUUUGGUGCUACAUAUUAGCGGGCAAAUUGAUAUAAUGUGUCACGAGUUUAAAAAUAUUUCUGAAAGUAUUCUUCUUUAUAAAUCUUCCGCGACUUUAUUUGGAUUGUUGAUCAAAAGACAUAACAGAAUUAUUUCAUUUUCUGAAAAUAUUGAGAAAUUUUUUUCAUUUGUUGCACUGAUGCAAGUUGUUUGGAAUACUUUAGUCAUUUGCUGUUUAGGAUUUGUCAUCAUAAUUUCUUUUCAUAAUGGAACUGGUAUUUUUGUGACAGUAAAAACUAUUUUUGCGUGUUUUGCCAUAAUAUUUGAAGUUUUUAUCGUUUGUUUUGUUGGAGAUUAUCUUAGAUUAAAAGGCGAAUUAAUUGCCAGUGCAACAUAUGAUUCGCUGUGGUAUAAUAUGUCACCACGUCAAAGUAAAAUUAUGUUAUUUAUAAUAAUAAGAUCUCAAAAGCGACUAACAUUCACGGCAGGAAAAAUGAUGGAUAUGUCACUUGAAACUUUUACAAAUAUCAUGAAAGCAUCAAUAUCUUACGCAUCUGUCUUGAAUGCUAUGUAUUAAUUUAAAAAGGAAUGCAGUAUAAUUUCAUUAAAAUUAUAACGUAAUUAAUGUAAGUCAAUAAGUAAAAAAAUUUUGAUAAUUUAGCUGUAAACUGUUAUUAACAAGUUAUUAUAUCCGUGAAC